AUGGCUUCACCACAUCUAACCCAGCUGCGCAAGUGGAUGCUGGAAUCGCCGCCUGUCGAAUGGGGCAUCAACCAGCUGAGGGAAAUGCUGAUUGGGGCACUGAGGCAGGGUUCUAUCCCGCAACAUGUUGCGUUUGUAAUGGAUGGGAACAGGCGGUUUGCGAGGAGCCAUAAGAUUGAGACGGUCGAGGGACAUAAUCUGGGAUUUGAAGCUUUGGCUAGGAUAUUAGAAGUCUGCUAUAAAUCCGGCGUCAAGGUUGUUACGGUCUAUGCAUUUAGCAUCGAGAACUUCAAGAGGAGUAAAUACGAGGUUGAUGCCCUGAUGGAAAUGGCAAAGAUCAAGCUCUCGCAGUUGUCCCAGCAUGGGGAAUUGCUGGAUCGCUAUGGAGCUAGCGUCAGGGUCUUGGGCAACAGAGAGUUGCUCCGGCCGGACGUGGUCGAGGUUAUUGACAAAGCGGUGGAUAUGACCAAGAAUAACGGGGCGUGUGCGUUGAAUAUCUGUUUCCCAUACACUUCCCGAGACGAAAUUACCUCGGCUAUCAAGUCCACAGUAGAGGAUUACACCAAACCUUUACCAGCACACGCCAGACCAUUCUCACAGACGAGAAUCACGCAAAAGAUCCGCUCCCGAAACCUUAGCACGUCUCCCCUCCGCCCCAGCUCUCCCACGCCAUCAAGCACAUCCGACAUCGACGAUUCGAUAUCCUCCACCACCACUCUGAAUCCGGAAAGUCCUCCCAACGAUAGCCAUGAGUAUAUCUACCCGGAUCCUGAAUCGAUAACUUCAGACACUUUAGAAGAUCACAUGUUCACGGCUGGUGAUCCACCCUUGGAUAUGUUGAUCCGAACAAGUGGGGUGAAUAGACUGAGCGAUUUCAUGCUAUGGCAGUGUCACGAGAAUACCGAGAUAGUGUUCCUGGAUGUGCUGUGGCCCGAGUUCGAUCUUUGGUCCUUCUUACCGGUGCUGGUGGAGUACCAAUGGCGGCAGAAACAUGUUGAGGAAAAGCCUAUGGCGAACCUGCCUCUGAAGACAAAGGUGCGGUAG
This is a messenger RNA of Drepanopeziza brunnea f. sp. 'multigermtubi' MB_m1, 1044 nucleotides long. RefSeq lists its product as uncharacterized. Gene Ontology annotation, molecular function: ditrans,polycis-polyprenyl diphosphate synthase [(2E,6E)-farnesyl diphosphate specific] activity. Gene Ontology annotation, cellular component: dehydrodolichyl diphosphate synthase complex; endoplasmic reticulum; lipid droplet. The record is from RefSeq and is a predicted model, not a curated record. NCBI's taxonomy places the organism in Eukaryota, Fungi, Ascomycota, Leotiomycetes, Helotiales, Drepanopezizaceae.